CUAUAUAAACUCAGUCCAAUCAGCCAGAUUGCACAGGAUUUUGACAAGAGUGGUCUGGCGUUUCUGCAAAUCUGAUUUAGUACUUUUGGACUACCGGAUGAGAGGAUAACUACCAUCACUGGAAAAGUGAACUUCUGCUGAGAACUGACCUCUCGUUGGUUGGCUUGACCCACCUGGAGGACCACCUGCUGGUUGGAACUGCCCUUGAGCAAGACAACCACCACACUGAGGCCCCCCUGGGAUUUCGGACAGCAUUGCUGACUGAGCUGAGGUGAUCAGGCCCAUCUACUUAGAAGGUAUGUAUUGGUCCUCAGAUGACAAGGGUGAUGAGAUAAGUGAGCUUGACAGUGAGUUUCCAGAAGGCGAGUUCUACCUGAUGUCCUCAGAUGAGGAAGCUGAGUAUGAGGAAGGUGAGUACUACCCUGUGCUGUCUUCUGAUGAGGAAGGUGAUCUUGACAGUGAGUUUUCAGAGUGCGAGUUCUACCCGAUGUCUUCCAAUGAGGAAGGUGAGUACAUCCCUUUCCCCCGUCCCCUGUUCCUUCUUGUCUUUCUAGUAUUCAGAUGCUGUACCUCAGUGAUCUCAGUCUGUCCUCAGAUGAGGAAGGUGAGUUUGUUGGCGAGUAUAUGGAAGGUGAGCACUACCCUGUGCUGUCUUCGGAUGAGGAAGGUGAGUAUGAGGAAGGUGAGUACAUCCCCCCAGUGUCUUCUGAUGAUGAAGACGAUGAUGACAGCAUUAAUCUGUCUGCCUGGUCUGUCAGCAUCAGGACUGAUGAGUCUGGUGAUCACAGCUCGGAAGAAGAGUUGAGGAGAUGCAAAACAUUAUGGAAGACGUGAAAAAAAAGUUUCCAGCAGUUUCCUUGAUGAAGAAGAAGUUUGUUCUCCCGAGCAGAUGAGAGGGAUAGCUGACCACAAGACAAGUUGGAAACUAAGACUUCAGAAGUUGCAAAGGGCAGAACUCCAACAUCAAAUAUGGCGGCGACUAUGACGUAAUAUGUCUGUGGCCUCUACUGGAGUGCGCUCUACCAGCGGUGUUCUCCUCUGAUUGGUUAUCCUCACUGCCUCGCACAUUUUGUACUUCCGGUGUUGGAUGUUUGCGGAUUAAACCCGAACACAUCCACCUUCAACACGCGCUGCGAACCACUCUAGAGCCAGAGUUCUCUGCUGUAUACAAGUGCACCGACACUGCCAGUAUAAAUGGCGAAACGACGCGCCGAGGACCCGCUGCUGCUGCCCGACUCUCCCUCCAAGAGAUGCUGCCGCUCUCUCUGCAGUGUUGACAUGCAGUUGGGAAGCAUGGCUCCCAUCGGGGGUGUGAGCCCGCCGUCCCUGCUGGCUCUGCUGGGCAGCCGCUCCAGAAAGAGGCCGAGUUACUUCGAGGAGCCGGAGGUGGGAGAUGAAGAAGCGGUGCUUCUUUGUCGCAAGGCCACACACUGCUGCGACACGAGGAAACACGCGGCCAGUGUUGCAGUGCAGGCUUCUGGAAGUUUCCAGGACCGUCGCUGUUCCAGCACACUAACGAGCUCCAAGAAACGACAUCGAGAGGAAUGCAAGGCUUUAGGGACUGCCACUCCUCAAGUUAAUGAUAAAGCUGAGGAAGACACCAACACCGAAGACUGCACCUACAACUCCUUCCAGUACUGGAGGGUUCCCUUACCUGAACUCGACCUUUCACUGCUAGAAGAUGCCUGUGACCAUUCUCAAACAAAAGACACGCCAAAAGGCAAAGUCUCUUCUUCUGAUGCCAUGGAAACCUGAAGUUUGAUUCUGUUCUGACACCUGCAGACAAACAUGAGGAUGAAAAUGAGAGGCUGUUCAGCAGACAGACACGUCAAAAGCACAUGAAGUUGCUUGAAAUGCAUCCAGGUGAGAUUAACCUGAUGUUGCAGACUGCUAUGGUUGCCCAGAGUGAAUCAGGCUGUAGUGAGUGAGCCUCCUGCUGCUGGAAGAUGUCAGUGACUUGUUAUGAAACAGCAGUGAGAUUUGCACUGCAACAACCCUGUUCUUACAGUGAGGACCAAAACAUUUUUUUAAAGCUCAGUGAAGUGUUCCUUCUGCAAAUUCUACAUAUUUUCAUUUAAAGUUGAAAACAGCUUUGUGUGAGAAGCAUUUCAGAUAGUGUGGUGUUCAACCGUGACUAGUGUCUUUUUGUUUUUGUGCACAGUCCUUACCUUGCAAACUUUAUAUAACCUUACAGAGAUUAGGUGUGAAAAGUCGAGUCUGUACACCACAGUUUCUAUUAAAAAAUGUUUAAUAUCUU
Acanthopagrus latus (yellowfin seabream) is the source of this 2257-nucleotide messenger RNA. RefSeq lists its product as uncharacterized. The record is from RefSeq and is a predicted model, not a curated record. NCBI's taxonomy places the organism in Eukaryota, Metazoa, Chordata, Actinopteri, Spariformes, Sparidae. The transcript has 5 exons. Bases 1195 to 1755 code for a protein of 186 amino acids.